GUGGAAAAAAGGAAUAGCCAUGGAAUUCGGCAUGUGCUUUUCUUGACUCCAUAGCUAGCUUUGAGCUUCAUCCUCCCUUUUAAAAAGGGUCUUUUCUUUGGAGCUAGAACGCACAAAAACAGCCGCCAAAGGCCAAAGAAAUAUGGGAGCUACGUGCACUCCGAAGAAGCCAAAAAUCAUACUGGUUCCAUAUCCAGCACAAGGCCAUGUGACUCCCAUGCUUAAGCUAGGCUUAGCCUGCCUUAACCAUGGGUUUCAACCCAUCAUUGUAACCCCAGAGUUCAUUCACCAUCGGAUCGUAGCCAACAUGGACCUCAACGAUGAAGUUAGGUUCCUGUCAAUUACAGAUGGCUUAGACGAAGAGGGUCCUCAUGAUUUCUUCGCCAUUGAGAAAGCUAUGGAGAAUAUCAUGCCAAUACAUUUGGAGAGUCUCAUUCAUAAAGUUGAUGCAGAAGAAGAAGGAGAUGGAGGAGUGGUUUGUAUGGUUAUUGAUUUGCUAGCUUCAUGGGCCAUUCAAGUUGCCAGCCGAUGUCGGAUCCCUGCCGCCGGUUUCUGGCCAGCUAUGGAAGCCACUUAUCGGUUGAUCACCUCCAUACCGGACAUGAUCCAGUCGAACAUGAUUUCUGAUACAGGAUGUCCCCAACAUCAUGGAACCAUUGUGUUCUCCCUGCCGAGUCAGGCUUCGCUAUCAACCCAAGAUCUCCCAUGGUUAAUUGGAACCCAAGCUUCAAGAAAAGCAAGAUUCAAAUUUUGGAACAGAACCCUGGAACGUUCAAGAACUCUUCGAUGGCUCCUGGUGAAUUCCUUUCCCCAGGAGUACAUUGAUGAUGAUGAUGAUGAUGGUCAUAUCUCUCCGGUUGACAAUCCAAUUGUUUUUCCAGUUGGGCCUUUGACUAAAGCUCAAUCAAUGGUGAAGAAUCCUAGCUUUUGGGAAGAAGAUGUUAGCUGUUUAGAUUGGUUGGACAAGCAGAAGCCUAACUCAGUCAUCUACGUUUCAUUUGGGAGUUGGGUUAGUCCCAUUGGAGACUCCAAAAUCCAAAGUCUAGCAUUGACACUUGAAUCAUUAGGGCGACCAUUUAUUUGGGUGCUGGCCGAUGCAUGGCGACAAGGUUUACCAAAUGGGUAUUUGGAGAGAGUUUCAAAGCAAGGCAAAGUGGUUUCAUGGGCGUCACAAUUGCAAGUGCUGCAACACAUGGCAGUGGGCUUAUAUCUCACACAUUGUGGGUGGAAUUCGACAAUGGAAGCCAUUCAAUGCCAGAAACUACUCUUGUGCUAUCCGGUCGCUGGCGAUCAAUUUGUCAAUUGUAAAUACAUUGUUAAGGUUUGGAAAAUUGGAGUGAAGAUUAAUGGAUUUGGACAAAAAGAUGUUGAGGAAGCUCUGAGAAAGGUGACAAAUGAUGGUGAAAUGAGGGAAAGACUGAAAAGGCUAUGUCAUAGGACCAUGGGAGAAGAGGCUAAUUCUAGAGUUAUGGCUAAUCUCAAGGCUUUUCUUUUGGACUCAAAAGAAUUCACUUCCCUAGAAGAUGUUAAACAUUUUAGUUUGUAA
Molecule: messenger RNA, 1546 nt
Organism: Durio zibethinus
Lineage: Eukaryota; Viridiplantae; Streptophyta; Magnoliopsida; Malvales; Malvaceae
Product: UDP-glycosyltransferase 82A1-like
Molecular function (GO): quercetin 7-O-glucosyltransferase activity; quercetin 3-O-glucosyltransferase activity
Source: RefSeq, a predicted model, not a curated record